Theobroma umbraticum is the source of this 1375-nucleotide messenger RNA. NCBI's taxonomy places the organism in Eukaryota, Viridiplantae, Streptophyta, Magnoliopsida, Malvales, Malvaceae. The record is from RefSeq and is a predicted model, not a curated record.
ACACACAAACGGCCAAACUGGCCACUUACCAGCAUCACCAACAUAGAAAGAAAGCAGAGCAAGUAAAGCGAACACCUUUAACCCUUUUCUUAUCUUUAGCCUUAACACAGAAACGAAAAGAAAAACAACCCAUCUUUAAGCAAACAGAAAAACCCAACAUACUGAAUCAUCAAAAAAAAUGGGAACUGUUAUAGACUCCCAUUUCUUAGCUCUAACUGCCAUUGUAACUGUGGGAUAUCAGUUAUUUUUCUUUAUAAUCACUGCUCUUCUCAAGUUUGACAAAGUCACUGACUUUGCAGGAAGCACGAAUUUCAUUAUAAUUGCUGUGUUGACUCUGGUAACAAAAGGGUCAUGGCAUUUUCGACAGGUAGUCUUGACUUUACUUGUAGUAAUAUGGGGCCUUCGCUUGGGACUAUUUCUAUUGAUGAGAAUUUUGCAAUGGGGGGAGGACCGGCGUUUUGAUGAAAUGCGCAGUAAUUUGGGGAAAUUAGCAUUUUUCUGGAUAUUUCAGGCUGUCUGGGUGUGGACUGUGAGUUUACCUGUAACAGUGGUUAACGCAAGUGACAGAGAUCCUUCCAUUCAGGCUGAAGACAUUAUAGGGUGGAUUAUGUGGUCAGUGGGUAUCUCUGUUGAAGCUACAGCUGAUCAGCAAAAACUUUCUUUCAAAAACUCUCCAGAAAACAGAGGAAAGUGGUGCAACAUUGGACUAUGGAAAUAUACUCGUCAUCCAAACUAUUUUGGUGAGAUUUUACUUUGGUGGGGAAUUUUUGUGGCCUCUGCUCCCGUACUUGAAGGUGCUGAAUGGCUUGUAAUUCUUGGGCCAAUCUUUCUGACAUUGCUGCUUCUUUUUGUUAGUGGCAUACCAUUGCUUGAGGAGUCAGCAGACAAGAAGUUUGGUAAUGUGCAUGCAUAUAGGAUUUACAAGAAAACAACUAGCCCUCUUAUUCCAUUGCCGCCAUUCGUAUAUGGAAACCUGCCAUUGUGGUUCAAAGCCGCUUUUCUCUUUGAAUUUCCUUUCUACAGUCGUAAUUUUCCACAGGAAGGGCCAAACUGAAAUGCUGUCAAGACGUCAAAAUCGUCAAAGAGAUGAUCAUGAGAUUAAGAUUGCAGAACUACAUCAUCAAAUUCAAGAAUUACAAGAGCAACUAGCAAGACGUGAUGCUUAAAUCAACAAUAGCUGCCUUAGUGAUGAAGAGAAUGACACCAAGCCGUCUCAUCAAAUUCGUCCUCUGAUGAAGAAGUACCUAUUCGUUGCCUGAGAACUGUUGCUACUAGAUAUUUGAGAAUUAAAAUCGACAUUCUUGAGUUUGAAGAAAGAUUUUAUCUUGAUUUCCUUGAUUGGCUCUACACAAUGAAAAGAGUUUUCGAGCUCAAA